Magallana angulata is the source of this 4946-nucleotide messenger RNA. RefSeq names its product MAM and LDL-receptor class A domain-containing protein 1-like. Lineage: Eukaryota; Metazoa; Mollusca; Bivalvia; Ostreida; Ostreidae. Gene Ontology annotation, cellular component: membrane. The record is from RefSeq and is a predicted model, not a curated record. Bases 258 to 4745 code for a protein of 1495 amino acids. The transcript has 38 exons.
GAACUCUGUUCACCUUUCUAAUUGGUCAGUUCUUGGCUUUGGAAAUAUAUGAGGUAAAUGUGUUGGGUGCACAUGAUUUCUGAUUAGUUUUGCUGAAGGGACAGAGAUCAGUAUUGUUCUGGAGGAUUAGUGUUCAUCCAUGACGUAACACUCCUUCCCUGUACCCAUAAGUAUCCGCGGAUUCGUGAUUUACCAAAACCCACCAGACUGGUAUAUAAGCAGUCCCUCUUGUUCAGGCUCCAUCACACCUGGGGAGAAUGGGUCUUCUGCAGCCAGCUGUUGUGUUGCUUCUGUUGUUGAUUGUCUUGUGUAUAGCGGGACAUGCAGUGGAUAAACACAAUGGGAGAGUUAUUGCGAAAAGAGAAGCCAGAAUCGCCUUGAACGAACUAAGAAAGAAGCACAUAUCACACGUUUUGAAGAGGUCAGCUGAUUCUGAAAUCGACGAAGAAGAGGCAAAUAUUGAUCUUACUAUGAUAGAACGGGAGUUAGAGCGAUUUGAAGAUACACUGCACAGCACUGAAGAAACUGGAGCCAAUCAACAUGAGGCUAAGGGCGGGGAAAAACUCAUCCAGGAAGCGCUGAAGGGUGAUGUUGAUCCCGACUCUGACGUGGUCAAUCUGUUAGAGAGCAUGUAUGUGGACGAAGGUUCCAGACACAACCAGCACCCGAAAGGUAUUGAAAACAUCGCCGCAAAGAAAGGAAAGGUAUUUGGUGACACCCACGACGCUCAUCGCUUAACGCAACAUCAGAUUAAGGAGCUAAAUCAGAAUGGUGGAAGAAAGAAGAAUUUCCUGAAAUCAGCCACUUUCUGGACAGAUCUCACCAUCCCUUACACCAUCCACAGCAGCUUUUCUGGCUUUACUACAUCAUCGGCAACACAGAAUCCCUCAACUCUCUAUCCAGUGACAUCAUUCCAAACAAUUCGGUAUCCAGUAACAUCGUUCCCAACACAAUUCCCCACAACACAGACCUCGUCACCACCUGUUGUAGACCAGGAUCUUCAUUGUACUUUUGAAACUGGAACAUCAUGCUUCCUGAAUAACAGCAACAAUGAUGAUUUUGAUUGGCAGACUGGACAAGGUUCUGCAGCGUCUGGAGGAACAGGUCCUACUUCAGCAUACGAGGGACAUCAAUAUUCUUAUAUAGAUCCCUCGGCACGGCAAGGGUUUGGCUCAGCUAUUCUACGUGGCCCGACUGUCAGAACAACUCAGCCCUUCUGCCUAAGGUUUGCUUACCAAUUGCAUGCUUACCGAUUGUAUGAUACGUCAAUUAGCACCUUAACUGUGCUAAUGAGGCUUUCCGAUUCCGAUGACUACCAACAUUUAUUCAUAAGCCAUGAGGAUUCAGGAAACCAUUGGAUUGUGAAACAAAUUACUGUUCCACCUUCGAAUGGAGAGAUCCUGUUCAGUGGUCUUCUAAGAUCAAGCACCAGCGGGAAUAUUGCUAUUGACGAUGUCCACUUUGUGUCGGGGGAUUGCUACUCCGCUGGCAUUAUUACAUCACCGGAAACACAGAAUCCCUCAACUCUCUAUCCAGUGACAUCAUUCCAAACAACUCUAUAUCCAGUAACAUCAUUCCCCACAACACAGACCUCGUCACCACCUGUUGUAGACCAGGAUCUUCAUUGUACUUUUGAAACUGGAACAUCAUGCUUCCUGAAUAACGUCAACAGAGAUAGUUUUGACUGGCAGACUGGACAAGGUUCUGCAGCGUCUGGAGGAACAGGUCCUACUUCAGCAUACGAGGGACAUCAAUAUUCUUAUAUAGAUCACUCGGCACGGGAAGGGUUUGGCAUAGCUAUUCAACGUGGCCCGACUUUCAGAACAACUCAGCCCUUCUGCCUAAGGUUUGCUUACCAAUUGCAUGGUACGGCAAUUUGCACCCUUAUUGUGGAAAUGAAUUUUUCCGAUGGCCAGCGAGAUUUAAAUUUAUUCCAAAGCUAUGAUGAUUCAGGAAACAAUUGGAUUGUGAAACAAAUUACUGUUCAACCUUCGAAUGGAGAGAUCCUGUUCAUUGGUCUUCUAAGAUCAAGCACCCGCGGGAAUAUUGCUAUUGACGAUGUCCACUUUGUGUCGGGGGGUUGCUACUCCGUGCCAAUCGCCCUUCCUCUAAGCUGCACGUUUGAAGUCGGAACCGAGUGCUUCCUGAAAGACGCUGUAGGAUCUGACGACUUUGAUUGGACCAUUUUAAGUGGUCGAACGCCGUUAUAUGGAACUGGCCCUUCGAACGCAGCUGAAGGAAGCCGAUAUGCUUAUAUUGAAAGUACUGGGAACGAUCCGCAUUCUAAGGCUUCAUUGGAAAGAAUAGUGCAAAUUCCCAAAGAUGGAAAUAUGUGCUUAUCAUUCAACUACCACAUGUACGGACAAACGGUCGGAACCCUAAAGGUACUUUUCCAGGACCUGAUCUUUUUUCAUGAGGUUGGUAAUAAAGGAGACCAGUGGAACAAAGCCGAAUUUACUCUGUUUAACGUGAGCAGUACAGUCGUUUCAAAGAUACAGUUCACAGCUACACAAGGAACUGGUUACGAAGGCGACAUAGCUAUUGAUAACAUACAACUCACUGAAGGAAAAUGUGCUAUUAUAGCGCGCUGCACCUUUGAAGUCGGAACCGAGUGCUUCCUGAAAGACGUUGAAGUAACUGACGAUUUUGAUUGGACCAUUUUAAGUGGUGAAACACCGUCAUUGGAAACUGGUCCUGCAAAGGCAUUCGAAGGGAGCAGAUAUGCUUAUAUUGAAAGUACUGGGAUAGAUCCGUAUUCCAGGGCUUCGUUGGAAGGAAUAGUACAACUUCCUAAAGAUGGAGACAUGUGCUUAUCAUUUAAUUACCACAUGUACGGAGAGACGAAUGACUCCCUGGAGGUUCUUUUCCAAAAUAUAACCUAUUUUAAUGAGUCUGGUAAUAAAGGAAACCAUUGGAACAAAGCCAAAUUUUCCCUGUUUGAUCAGAACAGUACAGUCGUUUCAAAGAUACAGUUCACAGCUACCCGAGGAUCUAGUAACAAAAGUGACAUAGCUAUUGAUAACAUACAACUCACUGAAGGAGGAUGUGUGAAAGAUUGCAGGAUCAAUCCUUGUCAUACCAAUGAAAUCUGUAUCCAGGAGACUAGCACUACUUACCGAUGUGAUUGCCGUCCAGGCUUUAUUGGACAUUUUUGUGAUGUUGUUCCUGGUCAAGCAAACUGCACAUUUGAGAAAGGGGAGGACUGUUUCUUAAAGAACAGUACUCGCAACGAUUUUGACUGGUCCCUCAAUUCUGGGAGAACUCCAAGCUCUAAAACUGGUCCAGGUUCUGCCAAACAAGGUUCAUGGUAUGCCUACAUUGAAACUACUAAUAGGCUUCUUGGUCAGAAGGCAAUGCUUAUCCCCAAAUAUAGGUUUAAAAGUGAAGAACGUUGUCUUACGUUUGCAUACUACAUGUGUGGAGAAACAUGCGGUUCUUUGAGAGUACUACAAGAAAAAUAUAAGAAUACAACUGAACUAUUUUCAAAAUCUGGUGAACAGAGCAAUUCUUCUACAAAUUGGAAAAUUGCUUCGCUUAGUAUAAAUCACUCUGUGCACCAAAGAAUAGUUUUUGAAGUAACUAUAGGAACAUCAUUUACGGGAGACAUUGCUUUAGAUGAUAUCAAAUAUUUUCCAGGAAGAUGUGCUUGUGACCAUAUAACUUGUAAGAAUGGAGGAACAUGUCUGAGUAAGCAGAACGGAGGAUUUUGUCAAUGUCCACCAGAGUUUACAGGGAAUCGGUGCGAAAAAAAAAUUGGUGUUUUGGCGUCUUGUACUUUCGAUGAUGGUUCUUGUUUUUUGACUAACAUCAACGGCCAAGACACCAUGGACUGGUUAAUCACUAAGAAGCGCACUCCAAGUCUUAACACAGGUCCCAACAAACCCCUGGACGGAAACUACACCUUUAUAGAGGCCUCGGGACGUACAGCUGGCGACAACGCUAUUCUCAGUUCCGCAGCAACGUCACAAUUUUUUCUUCGCGCAGGUCCGGCAUGUCUUCGAUUCUUCUACAACAUGAAUGGCCGUGGCAUUGGAACAUUGAACGUAUUUGCGGGCGAAAGUAACUCAGAACAAAACGUCUGGAAUAUCUCUGGGAAUCAAAAUGAUAUUUGGACCCCAGUGGCCGUAGAUAUUCCGCCUGUAAACGAUCUUGUGAUUUGGAUUGAGGCUAUCCGUGGAAAGAGCUACCUUAGUGACAUCGCCAUAGACACGAUUGAACUCUUUGAUUCCCCUUGCAUUGCUUCCCUCUCGAGUCUUCCACAAAGAUGCACCUUUGAAGAUGGAGCAGAUUGUUUUCUGAAGGACGAUAAAAAAUUCGACGACUUUGAUUGGAUUGUUAAAUAUGGCAGAACACUAUCACGGGAUACAGGUCCCUCAAUGGCGGCUGAAGGGAAAAAGUAUGCUUACAUUGAAGCUUCCGGAAAACAUCCAGGUGUUAGGGCUACAUUGGAAAGAUUAGUACCAGUGCCAGCAGAUGGAAAAAUGUGCCUGUCAUUUGAAUACCAUAUGUUUGGAAGAACCAUGGGUUCGCUGGAAGUGCUUUUCCAAAACACGACUAUAUUUCACGAGUUUAGUGACAAAGGAAACACGUGGAACAAAGCUGAAUUGAAUUUGAAUGGUCUGAAUAGUACAGAUGUUCCAUUGUUGCAGUUUACAGCCACCCGAGGAUCUGGUUUCCAGAGUGACGUAGCUAUUGAUAACGUACAACUUGCUGAAGGUGAAUGUGCCGUCCCUCUGCCUACCUGAACUAUUAACAAUGAUACUCUAUCUCAGAAUCUUCUGUUGGACCCGGCAUUCGACAAUUGGACACGAUACAAAUUGCGUGAUUUCGCCAAGAUGUUACAGAACUUAUUUAAUCAAUUUAUAGUGAUUAGUGUCUGUGAUAUUCUUGCUUGAUACAUCAUUCAAUGAUAAUUUAUAUAAUAUAAGAUAUUUAUUGACACUGAA